UGAAGCUGAAAGUGAACUGGGCGGUACUUCAUAAACAUUCUGUCAACGCUCAGUUAAACAAGAAGGAUCAUUAAAACAAUUAAAUGGACUCAUCAGACGAGCACAAACUACUCAUCAACUCCACAUACGGCAGCUCUGACAGCGAUGACAGCUCUGAUUCAAAUCACAGCAUAGAGCAGCCUCCCUCUAUACACAACGGGGUUCCACCAGAGGAGUCUCUCAUUAGGAAUAUAAAUUUAUUUACAUCCCUCUUCGACAGCAGUAUCUCUGAACUCCAGAAUCAAAUCAAUAAACUGAAAGAAAUCACUGAGAGAGUGGAGAAGAUUCAUCGUAACACCACUAUUGGAAGCCUCUCAGGAGGAGUGAUUAGUGCAGUUGGAGGAAUCUUGACUAUCGUAGGUCUUGCCCUCACUCCAUUUACUCUGGGAGCCUCACUGAUUGUAACAGGAGUGGGUGUAGGAGUAGCUGUUUCUGGAGGCGUAGCAGGGGCGGCAUCAAACAUCACUGACCUGAUUAAUCAGAAAGUUUCACGAACAGAAAUAGAAAAAAUUCUGAAAACAGUUCAGGACAAACUUCCCCCCAUUCUCAAACACCUGGAAGAAAUAGAGAUCAGGCUGGAUGAGAUACAACAAUUUGACCCUACAGAUCCAUCAGGGCGAAAAGCACAGAUUGGAUUCGGAUUAGGCAGAGGGGUAGGAUACAGUGCAGAACUACUACGACUGGUUAACGUUGUUGAAAUAGGUAAAGUAACAGCACAGGUAUCUAGAACCGUAAAAGCAGCUGGAGCAGUUACAGGAGUUCUGGCAGGUCUCUUUCUGGUGCUGGACGUUGUCUUCGUUGUCAAAGACGCCAAAGAACUAUACAAUAUUAAUAAUGGAAAUGGAAAAUCAGCCAUAAGUAAAUUCAUUAAGGGAAUGAAGGUCACUGUUGGUCAACUUACUGAAACACUGGAUCAACUUCAAGGGGUCCGAAAUCGAUUUAAUGCCUAGAUCACAAGCUAACGAACAGAGCCCUUUUACGCUGCUGAAGCCGUACGUCUGGGUGUCUAUGUUAAUUUAGGCGCAGAGGAAGCACAGGUAUCUAAAGCAGUAACAGCAUUCGGAGUGAUCACAGGAGCCCUGGCAUGUCUCUUCCUCCUGAUGGAUCUUCUGCUUAUUGGCUACUAUCUUAAACAACUCAGAGAAAUGAACAAAGAGCGGAGAAAUGGAAACGGAAAAUCAUCCAUAUGCAAGUUCAUUAAAGGAAUGAAAGAAAAUGUUGAUCACCUGAACCAAACACUGGAUCGACUUCAGGAAGUCAGACAGCAAUUUGACGCAAAGAUAAAAAAAUAAAAAAAUGAACUGAAACUUGUAUUAUCAUUUUGUAAAACACUCAAUCACUGUAGACCAAAGAAUUCUUUGAUUUUAUCAAAUUAAAAACCUCUGGAAUAUAAUCAAGAGGAAGAUGGAUGAUCACAAACCAUCAAACCACCAAACUGAACUGCUUGAAUUUUUGCACCAGGAGUAAAGCAGCAUAAAGUUAUCCAAAAGCAGUGUGUAAGACUGGUGGAGGAGAACAUGAUGCCAAGAUGCAUGAAAAAAAACUGUGAUUAAAAACCAACCAGGAUUAUUCCACCAAAUAUUGAUUAUUUCUGAACUCUUAAAACUUUAUGAAUAUGA
This is a messenger RNA of Astyanax mexicanus (Mexican tetra), 1658 nucleotides long. RefSeq names its product apolipoprotein L2-like. Gene Ontology annotation, cellular component: membrane; extracellular region. The transcript has 2 exons. The record is from RefSeq and is a predicted model, not a curated record. Gene Ontology annotation, biological process: lipoprotein metabolic process; lipid transport. The coding region runs from base 84 to 989 and encodes 301 amino acids. Gene Ontology annotation, molecular function: lipid binding. NCBI's taxonomy places the organism in Eukaryota, Metazoa, Chordata, Actinopteri, Characiformes, Acestrorhamphidae.